Messenger RNA from Humulus lupulus (European hop), 2295 nucleotides. RefSeq names its product putative expansin-A17. NCBI's taxonomy places the organism in Eukaryota, Viridiplantae, Streptophyta, Magnoliopsida, Rosales, Cannabaceae. The coding region runs from base 1236 to 2003 and encodes 255 amino acids. Gene Ontology annotation, biological process: plant-type cell wall organization. The record is from RefSeq and is a predicted model, not a curated record. The transcript has 3 exons. Gene Ontology annotation, cellular component: extracellular region.
AGUAUGCAAAAACACAAAUAAGAUCAUAAACAAACUUGAACUUCAGUGCUUUGUCGUAUUUAACUUAUGACACCUUAAACAAAUAAGAUCAUAAUAAACAAUAAUAAUGGUUUCAUUAGAUAUCAACCUUAUUGGUGGUGAUUCUUACAAUUCUUUUUUCAUAAGUGAAUGACUACUCUUUAUAAGGUAGAGGCCUUAUACUUGAGCUUAUAAGUGAGAUUUAGCAGCCCAUUCAGUUAUAGUUUAUAUCAUCAUAAUAUUGGAAUCGUUCAUUGGUACAUAUCAAUAUAUCAUCAGGGAUGGCAUCAUCCAUGUGGAUGUACGUGUAGGUGUGGGUGUGGCAAAUGGGUGGGUAGUUCCACUAGACAUGCCAUAUUAUGAGGCACUCAACUCAUGUUCUCCCACUUCAAUCAUUGCUUAUAUAAGCUGACUUGCACCGUACCUCAAAUUCAAAUUCCUAUUCCUAUCUCUUAAUCAACAAGUUAUUCUCAUCAUAUGCAUAUACGCGUAACACGUUACUCCCCACAUAUUACUCAAUUAAAUGUACUUAAAUGUGUACGACUUUGACUUUAUUGUUUUAGUAGGAAUAUCGAAUGCUCUUGUUCAAUUACUUUAUUCUCAUAAUUCCGAUUCAUUAUAUAAAAAAGUACUCAAGCUUAAAUAUAUACAAACAACCGCCUAUCAAUCUUUGAUAAGUCAGCGGCAUGUUUAUUGGUAAUUUGCCUCUCAAUUGUACUAUGAAGUAUGAAACGUACUAUGGAUCCAAUCGAAAGAAAUAAAUGCCAAAAAAAAAGUACCACGGAAUCAAACAAUAAUGUGCGUAUUGCAUUAUAAUUAUGGUUUCUUUUUAUUUAAUAAACACUACUCCUGAUAUUAGGCAUCUGCAAUUUGUGUUUAUGACUUAAACAACAAGAUCACAAGAAGCAAGUUGGUGUUAAUUAAUUUCCAACUUGAUAUAUAACUCAAGUACACAAGCUCUUAAAUUACGGCUAACUUUGUUACUCUUAAAUAGCUAGCAUGCACAUUACCAUAUUAGUGAUGAUCAGCAGUCAACGGCUUUGUUAUCGUAAUUUUUUAUUCCAUAUUCUAUCAUUGAAUUAUAUUCUGUGAGCCGUACAUUGACAUUAUGGGAUUAUAAAUAGCCAUUGAAAGCAGCUUAUUGAGAUAUAAAAGAUCUGAGAGAGAGAGAGAGAGAGAGAGAAAGAAAGAAAGAGUUAGAGAAAAAAAGAGAAUCAAUGGAGAAGUUUUACGUUGUUUGUUGUGUUUCAUUGUUUGUUGGAGUAAUUUCAUCCAAGCUCAAAGGAACAUCAGCUGCUUGGCAACAAGCCCAUGCAACUUUCUAUGGUGGAAGCGAUGCUUCAGGAACAAUGGGGGGUGCAUGCGGUUAUGGAAAUCUGUACACUGAUGGGUAUGGAACAAAGACUGCUGCCCUAAGCACUGCUUUGUUCAACGAUGGAAAAUCAUGCGGUGGGUGCUAUCAGAUAGUGUGUGAUGGGACCAAGGUGCCCCAGUGGUGCCUCAAGGGCACUUUCAUUACCAUCACUGCUACCAACUUCUGUCCACCAAACUAUGCUCUAGCCAGCGACAACGGCGGCUGGUGCAACCCUCCCCGCCCUCAUUUUGACAUGUCUCAGCCUGCAUUUGAGACCAUCGCCAAAUACAGAGCCGGCAUCGUUCCCAUCUUCUAUAGGAAAGUUGGAUGCAAGAAAAGUGGAGGCAUCAGAUUCACCAUCAACGGAAGAGACUACUUUGAACUAGUGCUCAUAUCCAACGUAGGAGGAACUGGAGAUAUCUCCAAUGUAUGGAUCAAAGGCUCCAAAACCAACAAAUGGGAAACCAUGUCCAGAAACUGGGGUGCCAAUUGGCAGAGCCUUGUGUAUCUCAACGGCCAAGCCUUGUCCUUUAAGAUUCAAGCCACCAACGGCAAAACCAAAACCGUUCUCAAUGCAGUGCCUUCUAAUUGGAAGUUUGGCCAGUCUUUUUCCACCAAAGUUCAAUUUUAAGGUCAACUACAGGACCACCCAGAUAGAUCCACUACUACCACUCGCUCGCCUCAACUACUAAUUUAUCCAGACUUUGUAUUAUUCUCUUUGUUCAUCUUUUCGUUUUCACGUUUUACUUCUACUCAAGUCAAUAUGUAUGUACUGCGCCUUCUUGGCUUGUGGCUCUGCUUUUUUGCCAGAAAGCCCACCAAGAAAGGCUUAAAAGAAGUUGGACUCUUUUCCAACUCUGAUAGUGAAAUAUAUACACAGCACAGAGAGCCAAUGGGCAAUCCAAUUUCUCUUUGUAAUAAAU